AUGCUAUCACAUAUCGGCAAUCGCAUUGAUACUCAUCAGGAUUAUGCACGGAAUGGACGGUCCAGCCCGCCCGGCGAUGCAGUAGUCUUAAAAUCUCUUUUGUGGAAUGAUCAUGCCAAGGACAUUGCUCUUGCUUAUCGGCGCAAGCUUGGAGCAUUGAAUCGUGUCUUUGGAUUAGCUCUAACUGAAAAGCCAAUUAAUUCAACUCACUCAUCUGAUAAUGAUGAUGAUGAUGAUUUUGUAGUGAGUGCGUCAAAAAAGAAAAAAACUCAAAUAUCAUCAAUAAAAUCAACUCCACGUUCGAUUAAAGCACGAAAAGUUUCAGAAUGUGAUGAUAAUGAUGAAGAUAUUAAAAAUGAAAAUAAACGAAAGAGUCUACCUCAUAACGAAAUAGCAACGUCCAAAAUGACUCAGAUUGUUUCAUCUACAACAUCAGAACUACUACCCGUCAAAGCAUCGAAAUCCUCUUCUGUCAAACGGAAAACAUCAAUAUCACCUGUAAGAAUAACAAAAAAACGCGCAACACCUCCACCUGAAGAACAAAAACGGCGUGUUGAACAAUAUAAAACGUAUUUAAAUCGAGGUGGACCAAAGCAUUAUGGUGAAAAGGUAACUGAUAAAGAUUAG
Didymodactylos carnosus is the source of this 627-nucleotide messenger RNA. NCBI's taxonomy places the organism in Eukaryota, Metazoa, Rotifera, Eurotatoria, Philodinida, Philodinidae. The record is from the annotation of a GenBank genome assembly.